Messenger RNA from Tetrahymena thermophila SB210, 4293 nucleotides. Its product is annotated as transmembrane protein, putative. The record is from RefSeq and is a predicted model, not a curated record. Lineage: Eukaryota; Ciliophora; Oligohymenophorea; Hymenostomatida; Tetrahymenidae. The transcript is spliced from 6 exons.
AUGGAACUAAAAAACAAAAAACUAGUUACUUAAGACAAACAGGAUAACUAAUAGCUAUAGCUCAACCUAAUCAUAUAGACUUUCCAAUAAAAAGACGAAUUUAUACCUUUAAUAAAAAAUUAUCUCACUGAAAAGAUUAAUUUUUGGAAAACUACAUUAAAAGGUUAUAAAAAAUUAGAUGAUUUCUCCAGUUAGGUAAUUCAAUUAGCUCUCAAAGGAGAAUAACUAAAGCAAUAAAUAGUUACAUUCUAUACCCUUCCAUAGAAUUAAGCUUUAUUGGAAGAUAACUUUUUAUUUCUCAAAAUUUACUCAAUUUUUUUUAGCUUAGUUACAAAUGAAUAACGAAAAUGCUUUAAAAUGGAAUAGUAAUUACAAGAAAUGUUGAAUAGAUAUGGAGGAAUAUCACAUUUAAUCAGUAUAAUAAACGUUAAUUCAGAUAUUAUUAAAAAUACUGUCUGCUACUUAACUAUCAGUAUAGUAUAAGAUAGAGGUAGAAUUAUUAAUUAGCUAACACCUAAGAUGGCUAGUUUUUUUAGCUAUUAAUUUCAAGACUUUUCAAGCAUUAAAUACAUUCAAGAACUAAUGCCAGAAUAGAUAUCUGCAGUUCACAAUCGGUUUAUUGAUAAUUUUUUAGAUAAAGGGACAUCAAAUUUAGUUGAUUCAUUCAGCACACUAGCAAUUAGAACAUAAAAUGGUUUUAUUCAAUAGGCUCGCAUUUACCUAUAGGCUCCUCAUCCAAGUUUUAAUGACUUUAUUAUUAAUGGAAGUCUUUAGAAAUUGGAAGAUGACUAAUAGAAACUUGUAAUUAUCAACAGUAUAGGUUAAAUUGUAGGAAUAACAGAAGCAUUAUUUAAGUCUAUAUUUUGUUAUGCUCUAAAUUAAGUUAAAGCAAGUAAACAUUCUUAAGAAAUUAUAGAGCUUUUUGAGCUUAAAUAGCUUAUGGGAAUAAAUUUUUUCUUAUUUUUUCCUUAGCUUAUCAAAUAAAUUACGAGUGAAAUCGCCUAAAUUUGUAAAGGGGAUAAUAAUAAUAACAAUGCUACUACCACUACCACUAUUAAUGGGGAAGACAAGAAUAAAAUCAAUUAAGAUUAGUAGCUAGAUUUGAAUUAGAUAAUUUCAAACUAGACAGGUAUUAUUUAUGUUCCAAGCCAAAUAUUUGAGAUAUAAAAAAUAGCAGAAAGACAAAUAAGCAAUCUAUCCUAAAUUAGCUAAUUCAGUAAUAGUUUUUCAAGCUAAUUGGAAUUGCUGAACUAGUUAAAUACUUUCAUUUCUUAGAGUAAAGAAAAUUGGGAAUAGGAUCAAUAAUUAAUUCAAAGUUAAAUUACAUUCAGUGUUAGCAAAAAAAGACUAUCUAUCCUUUAAAAUAAUGUACAUCUAUUUGAAAACUUUUAUUUUAUAGACAUCAAUUAAGAAAAUAUUGUUUAAGCUCCUUUGAAUGUAAUAACUUAGAAAACAACUCAAAUUAUGAAAAAUAUAUCAGCAAAACUUAAUGAAAAAAUGAAUAAAAUUUUUUAAGAAGAUGAAUCUUUUAGGGAUAAUUUAUCAUCCCCACUCAUAAAAAUACUUCGUUAGAACUCUUUAUCAACAUAAAAUAAUUCGCCAGAGUUAAAUUAUUUUUUUAAUUCAACUUCUUAUGGGUUAAAAGAUUUGAACUUAGAUACAAGUUAAUAAGACUAAAUCAACGAGAAUUAAGAUGAAAUCAGUGAUGAUUGUAUCAACAGAACCAGUAACAAUGAUAACAAAACUAAUAACAUUAUUAAUUAAAUAAAAAUCUUAGAUAAAAAUUUAUUUUAAGAAAAUGCCUAGUCCUAAAUAAUAUCACCACCAACUAUAAAAAUACAAGACAACUCUAAUAUUGAUAUUUUUAGCUCGCAAAAUCAGCCAAAUGCCCAAAACAUAAUUUAUUCAAAUUAAAGUAAUGCUUUACUGCAAAUAUUAUCUCCAAACUCACAAGAAUAGACUCAAAACUUUAUUUUUAAUGAGAAUAAUUAAAAUAGCAAUUCAAAUAAUCAAAAUAGGUUAUCAUUAUAUUAUAGUAACAGUAAUAGGCAAAGCAGCGUGAAUCAUUUUUAAAAUUAAUUAGAAACUCAUAUGAAUAUGUAAAAAGACAAAGAGGAUAUGAAUGCUUCAAAUAAUAAAAAUAUUGUAGAUUUCUUUUAAUCAAAUAAAAAAAUUGGUGAAGAAGAGAUCAACUGUGGAUAAUCAUCAACAUAAGAUAUGCAGUCGAUUAAGCACUCUGUGCAUAACAUUGUGUCUUAGAUUAUUAAUAAGCAGGAUAUUAAAAUUUCAAAGAUUAUAAACUCCUUAUUAUAUAUUAUAUUGAUUGUCUUUAGUUUUUACUCUCUAAUAUAUGGCAUGAUAAUGUUUGACACUUUAUAAAGCGUAAAAUAAAGUAUCAUAGAUGUAACAACUUACUAGAACUUAAAUAAUGUAUAUGCCAACUAAACUCUGAAUUCAGUAUUGUUAUAUUAGUUUGAAAAAGGCAUCCUUGUUCCAAACUCACCUAUUAAUUAAAAUUUAAAAUAAAAUAGCUUCGAGUAUAUUUAUGAUAGUUGUUCUAAUUGCACUGACUCAUAUGCAUCUGAUAUAUAAUCAUUUUCUUCAAUUCUAUAUUCAGAUUUUUAGGAUGUAAUUUAGAUAACUCUUUAUCCAAACAAAAUUCCAUUUUAGAUUGAAGCUAAUUAUGUUGAGACUAUCUUUUACAAUUAAAUAAAUGUAAUUGAUCUAUGUUUAAACAGCACAUUUAAUUUUGGAGAAAUAGAAUAAGAAUCUGUACUUUAUCUUGCUUCAAAUUAUUAUAACAACUAAAUUUAAGUAUAAAAUUACACUCAAAAACUUGUUAAAAAAAUAAAAACUCAAUAUGAUAUAUUUAACAAGCUCUAUUUGAUGUUUGCUAUUAUUGUUGCAGGUACAUUUCUUACUAUGUUUGUUCUGUUUAUUCAUUACUUUAAACAGAUUAACAAAUACAAAUCUAAAGUUCUGCUUUUACUAGCCAGAACUAAUAUUGAUGAGGCUGCAUUCGAGAUCUAGAAGUUAAGUGAAAGCUUGGAACUGUUAGACAGUUAACUGGAAUCUUGGGUAUAAAACUCUUUUUUUUCUAUUCUUUCUAAAGCUAGUCUAAAAUAAUAUGACAAUUAGAAAAUUUAAACUACAUAAUCUAAAAGGCAAAGCGAAAAACAUUCAAAAUCUGUCAAAAGCUUUGGUUAAAUCUCAGAAAAGCUGAGUAGAAAAUCUAAAUUUUAAAUAAAAAAUAUUUUUUCAAAACUUUCAAAAAAACUUAACAUGAACGGUUUUGCCAAUUUUUUAAAGUUUAACAAAUAAGCUUAAAAUGCAAACAAUUCUGCUCUUAACAAAUUUGGAGGCUAAAAGUAUGUGUCAGCUUUAAUCCAAAAUCACAGCCUUUCGAUUGUUAGAUAAGUUCUUAUUAUUUCAUUCUUCUGUGUUUCAGGAAGUAUUUUUUUCAUUACAAUUGUGACAACAAAUUAUCUAAAAACGAAAGAAAUAGAACCUCUUUACCAUUUAUUUGAUUAAUCCAUUUAAAACACUUAGUCGCUUUGCAGCGUAAUAACUUUAGGUUAUUUGCUAGUAACAAAUAAAAUAAACCAGCUAAAUAACACUUCUUAUCCAAAUAUAUUGUCUAACUCCACUAUAAGUUACUUUAAUAACUAAAUUGAUUUAGUGCAGAUGUCAAUAAAUUAAUUUUCUGCCACUAUAACAGGCACAUCCUUUAGUUCAUAGUCUUAAUCAUACUGCAAUUAGAUCUUAGAGAUAUUCGAGUAAGAUCUAUGUCAAUUGUAACCUCUAUCGAUUUCAUGUGAAGAUUUAAACUCCCCCUUCAGAAAAGUAAUUUAGAAUGGUCUUUCAGGAAUAAUAACAAGUUACACACAAUUGUACUUUUAAAAUAUAUUCUUAGAUCUAAACAUGUAAAAUUUAGCAAAUUCUUUAUCUAAAGAUGAUAUAAUAAAGCAAAAUAAUUACUUUAUAACGAAUCCAUCUUUUAUAAAUCUAAUAUUUUAUGGAUAUGACAUUCCUUUGUAUUAUACUAUGAAGAUUAGUCUAUUAAUUAGCGAAGCUGUAACAAAUUAAACUAGCUACAUAAGAAAUCUUAUUUUUAUUUAUUUUUUCUCAGUCGGCAUUAUACUAGGUUUAAUAUGGCUUCUCUUCUCUAUAAAGGUUAGAAAUAAAUUUAACGAUGAACUAAAGUCAAUAAAUUUUUCUCUCACACUGCUACCAUACCAAAAGUGCUAAGAGGAAGCAACAAUUUACAUUUUAAAAUCUAUUUAAAAAAUAUGA